Medicago truncatula (barrel medic) is the source of this 1677-nucleotide messenger RNA. Its product is annotated as two-component response regulator ARR1. The transcript is spliced from 8 exons. Gene Ontology annotation, molecular function: DNA binding. The record is from RefSeq and is a predicted model, not a curated record. NCBI's taxonomy places the organism in Eukaryota, Viridiplantae, Streptophyta, Magnoliopsida, Fabales, Fabaceae. Gene Ontology annotation, biological process: phosphorelay signal transduction system; cytokinin-activated signaling pathway. The coding region runs from base 1 to 1677 and encodes 558 amino acids.
AUGACGGAGCUUGAUGUUGAUUCUAGGCCGGAAACAUUUUCACAACCAAUAAAUGUUGCCGGAAUGGAUGAGGUUCAAGGGGAAUGGGAGUUGGAUGAUCUUGUUAAUGAUUUGCACAAAGAAUGGAGUCAACAUGAAGGGAAGAAGGCAGUGUCACAAAAAUAUGUUGAAUUUAUGUUGAACAACAAAGCUAGUGAGGACAAUCAAAAGAAGCACGCUGAUAGGGUGAAGGAUAGUAAUAAUCCGGGUCCUUGGAGCAUUGAUUGGCUUGCAAACCAGCAGUCUAUAGCGGAUGGUGGUAUUGUUUUCACAUCCUCGCACAAUAAUGGCAAGAGCGGAGAUUUUAAGGCUGAAGCUGUUUACGGUCAGAUGAAUGAUCAGUUUCCUAUAGGAAUGCGAGUUCUUGCGGUUGAUGAUGAUAGAACAUGUCUCAAGAUUUUGGAGAAACUUCUCCAAAGGUGUCAAUACCAUGUAACCACUGCUCAAAACGCGAUAACGGCGUUGAACCUGUUGAGAGAAAACAAAAGCAAUUUUGACCUAGUAAUCAGCAAUGUUCAUAUGCCAGACAUGGACGGAUUUAAGCUUCUUGAGCUUGUUGGACUUGAGAUGGACCUACCUGUCAUCAUGUUUUCUGCGAAUGAUGAUCCGAAGAUGGUGAUGAAAGGAAUUGAACACGGUGCUUGUGAUUAUCUGCUGAAACCUGUUAGACUGAAAGAGGUACAGAUCAUUUGGCAGCAUGUAAUCAGGAAGAAGAAAACUCGAACUGUUUGGUCCGCUGAUUUACACCGCAAGUUUGUUGUUGCGGUUAAUCAAUUAGGCGUUGACAAGGCUGUACCCAAAAAGAUUCUUGAACUGAUGAAUGUUGAAAAUCUGACAAGGGAAAAGGUGGCCAGCCAUCUCCAGAAGUAUAGACUCUAUCUAAAAAGAAUUAGUUGUGCGGAAGACAAACAAGAUCAUAUGGCAGCAGCCUUAGCUAGUAGUUCAGAUGCAUCCUAUUUAAGAAGUGGAGUUGGAGGACAUUUGCAUACAUUGAAUGGCUCUACACAGUUUCAUAACCAUUAUAAUCCUUUCAGAUCAUUUCCAUCUGGUGGAGGUAUGAUUAGUAGUUUCAACACGCCUAAUAACGUGAAUAUGCAUGGAUUGCCUUCUUCUGGAACUCUUCAGCCGAUUCAGACACAUAAUUUAAACAACUCAACAGAUGAUCAGCUAAAGUUCCAAUCGGCCCUAACUCGCGGCAAUCCAAAUGAUGUUCAAAGAGAUAUCUCUAUUAGUCCUAUCCAAAACAUGACCAAUAACCUCCCAAAUUUCAGUUUCACAAACAAUCCCUUGAUGUUAGAAGGAAAUCCUCAAGAAAAACAAAUAGGUGAAGGAUACAAAAAUUUAGCAUCUCAGAAUUCACAGUAUUUCUCUUUACUUGAAAACAGAAGGUGCAAUCGUAUUUGGUCAAGCACAAUGCAACUACCUGGAACAAGCUCUUAUCUUCCAAGAGAAUCUUUUAACCAUGCUGCUAUGCCUCAUCUGUCAUUUCAAGGUUGGGAUAAUAACAAUAAUCAUGAUGGAAGUCACCAUUCUUCUAAUGUGAUCGGCAAUUCAAUAGGCUCUUCUAUGAUUCCUGGUAUGAAUGUUGUUGAACAAGAAGGAAACUUGGACUACAAUUAUGGUGAUUCGGUACAAUGA